Molecule: messenger RNA, 3144 nt
Organism: Vigna radiata var. radiata (mung bean)
Lineage: Eukaryota; Viridiplantae; Streptophyta; Magnoliopsida; Fabales; Fabaceae
Product: BEL1-like homeodomain protein 8
Exons: 7
Coding region: 475-2736 (753 amino acids)
Biological process (GO): regulation of transcription by RNA polymerase II
Molecular function (GO): RNA polymerase II cis-regulatory region sequence-specific DNA binding; DNA-binding transcription factor activity, RNA polymerase II-specific
Source: RefSeq, a predicted model, not a curated record
GAGACAGUGACAGAGUCGGAAAUACCAAGAAAUAAAAAGGGCAAAAAGAAGAUGGCAAGAAGCUGUGGAAAGAAGGGAGAAGGGACCACAAAUGUUGGAGCUUAAUCCAGCGUCACACAUUUUUCUCACCCUCUCCAGUUUUCAAACCUAAAAAAGUAACAACAAAAUUCAAUAUUUUUAAGAAUAAAAAACAAAAAACACGUAACUUUAUGUUAAUUCAGACGUUAAAAGUAACGGCUGAUAAUCGCUUUUGCAAUCAUUGUAGCACUGCUUAACUUCACCCUUCUCACUUCACAUUCAUUCAUACCAACAACAACAACAACACUUCCCCAACCGGAAUCUUCACACUUCCCACCAAAUCUCAUCAAUACUUCUUUUCGAUCGCACUUAAGCGUAUGCACCACUCUCAAGGGUUUCUUUGGUGGAUCCCUAAGGCUUUGUUUGGAGUUAGAGUGGUGGGGUUAGGAGGUUGGAAUGAGCAGCUUAAGGCCUGAACUGCAUGUUGCCCAACAACUUCGGAGGGACAAAUUGAGGAUCCAAAACAGUUCCCACCAACAUUUGCAAGAGUUCCCAAGCAACCUAGAACAGUUAUCGUUACACCCAGGUUUCAACUUGGAUCUUCUUCAAGUGAGAAAUGUUCGAAAUGGAAACAUGCUUGACGAUGCCCUUUAUUCAUCGGAUAUGAUAUCUUUUUCCACUCAAAGAAACCCGUUGGAGUGUCAAGAACUGAUGAUGGCUCAGUAUGGUUCCACUUCGUUUCCUCAUUCAUCGUCCCCGAAGGACCAACAAUGUGAACCACGCCACUUGGGAGCUAAUUGGAUGGUGAAUUACAACGAAAGCAACCCCAACACCAACAAUACCACCUUCUUCUCUUCCGAGCUUAAUAACAAUGCUUCUGGUGAAAUAGCCAAUAGAGAAAUUCAGAAGCAGUUCGGUGAAAUGCAUUACCCUCCUUCUUCGUCUUCUUCGCCUCCUCUUUACCAUAAUGCUUUGCAGGACAUGUCUUACGGCGUUUGGGGAGGAAACCAUGCUGAGCCUGUGCUUCAUUAUCAAGCAAACAACGAGUUACGUUUUGGGGGUGCUAAUUUAUGGACAAAUAGUAGCGGGAUGGGUUUCAAGAAGAAUAAUGAACAAGACAUAAAUCCUCAUCAGGGUUUAUCACUGUCACUUUCCUCGAACUCACAAUCUAAGCCUUGUUUUGAAGAAGGGUCUGCAUCAGAUGACCCUACUCAAUAUUCAAAGUCAUUGAAGUCCUCCAUGAAGUUGAACGUUCUUUCAAACAAUACUGUUUAUCGAAAUGUUGGCCCCCUCGGUCCCUUCACCGGGUACGCCACGAUUUUGAAGAGUUCGAGAUUCUUGAAGCCGUGCCAACAGCUGUUAGAUGAGUGGUGCUGUCAAUACGGUUCAAAGUCUGCGAAAGGAGGGGGUUGUGACGUUCCAGAGUGGGUCUCUCGAGAUGUCAGUGCUGCCUCUAUUUCUGCAGCUGCAACUGCUGGUGAUGCUCUUAAUGUUGAUGAAAGUGGGGUUGCUGCAAAAGGUGUUAGCUAUCUGGGUGCUUCAUCCUCUGUGUUGUAUAGUUCAAAUGAAAAUGCUAAUACAAAUAGCGCUGAUGGCGGAGCCACGAGUAACUUUUGUCUUUCUUCUCGGCCAGAGUGCCAAAAGAAUAAGGCCAAACUACUGUACAUGCAGGAGGAGUUCCUAAACAAAGUGUUUGAAAUCGGAGGGUUAUUAGUGGUUACUAGGAGAUACAAGCAAUACCAUCAACAAAUGCAAAUGGUUGUUCAAUCGUUCGAGUCUGUUGCUGGUCUUAGUUCUGCAACUCCUUAUGUCUCCUUGGCUCUCAAGUCAGUAUCGAAACACUUCAGAUGCUUAAAAAGUGCUAUCUCUGAUCGACUGAAGCUUACAUGUGAAGUCUUGGGAGAGGAAUUUUCAAUGCCAACCACAAGUAAUGGUGGUAAAUUUGACAGUAACAUGGCAAGGCUAAGGUGCAUAGAUCAAAGUUUUCAGAAAAACAAAUCUUUGGGGGCGAACAUAAACUUUCUUGAGCCCCAACAACACGUGUGGAGGCCCCAGAGAGGCUUGCCAGAAAGAUCAGUUGCAAUUCUUAAAGCUUGGCUCUUUGAGCAUUUUCUUCAUCCGUACCCCACGGACACUGAUAAACACAUGUUGGCUACCCAAACAGGUCUUUCAAGAAACCAGGUAUCAAAUUGGUUCAUAAAUGCUCGAGUGCGUGUGUGGAAGCCAAUGGUUGAGGAAAUACACAUGCUCGAAACAAAGGGUGCAACAGAAGCCCACCAAGCCUCUAAUAAAAGUGACCAGGUAGCUUCUGCAUCUGAAGGUAGCAACCGGCCCAAAUCAGAUCACCAACCUGUGAGCAGGUAUGGCACGCAUGCAUCAUCACAUGCAAUCCCUGACAAGCAGUUUCAGUGUUUGGAAAUGGGGUCAUCAUCCUCAGCAGGCAAUGAGGAACACAUUGGGAUGAAUGAAGACCAAUGGAAUCAAGAGAAGAGAUCAAAACUGGAAUGCCAGAUUGCUGCCACACCAAACAUGGAUGGGACAGUGAUGGGGUUUAUGCCCUACAGAAGAGGUGGACUUGAGGUUGGUGGUCUUGGUUCUGUGUCACUCACUUUGGGUCUUAGGCAUAGUGUUGAAGGUGUGCAACAGCAACAACUGCAGCAAGAGGAGGAGCUUAGGCGUCAGUUUGGAGGGCACAUGAUCCAUGACUUUGUGGGCUAGUUAGAUACUUGUCACUAGGGAAAGAAUAAGAAUUGGUCAAGGGAAUGGAGACCCUUUUGUAGCUAAGUGGUAAAAAUGGAGUUUUUGUAUACAUUUGCUUGGUGAUGAGGAAAAGGAGAGGUGGGGGUGGGUUACUGUGUAAGCUGUUUUUUACCUUCUAAUUUUUUCUUGUGUUGGGGAAAUUGUGAACUGAAAUUGGUGGCUAACCUUACAACAUGGCGGAUGAGUAAGCCGUUUCCACGGUGUCUUUAGAAGCAGUGAUCAGUGUUAAACUUGCAAAGAUAGUGAAAAGCAGGGCAAAUAAUUCAAGGUCAAGUAUUCCUGCAUGCACAGUUCUGUAAUAUUUAACUUAAUGCGCAAUAUUUAAACAAUAAAUUCUUCUCGUUCUAUUUCCAUUCUCUUUUUCUG